AUGUCGAGGGCUCUGCUCACUGUGAUAACCAGCGGCCUGGCGGCCCACUCUGUGGCUGAGGUAGAGCACCUCCCCUGUCCUCUCCCUCCUCCCCUCCCACCACUGUCCCCCAGUCAGUCUUCAACCUCCUGAGCUCCAGUCGCAUCAGCCCAGGACAGACACCACCAAUGUGGGAUCCCCAGCAGCACUCACUCAGGAUGGGCACCCGACUACUACUGCUCACCUUCAUACUCCUCUCCACCUGUAAUGAAGCUUGAUGAUAAUCUACCUUUGGGAGGGUUUUGGAUUGUGUGGGGAAAUAAGGAAGUAUGGAUUUUCUUUAUGUUGAUGUACUGUGUGUUUUUUUUCCCUCCUGUUCCAUCCAGGCCAGGUGGCGGAAUCACAGGCAUGUAAGUAUUAAAGUGUUCUGUUCUUGAGGAGAUUCUUAAAAUGGGAUUGUCAAGAGUGCAGUGGGUACAGUUAUCAAAACAAUGGAACUCUGAGUGUAUUUCAGGUUAUUCUUUUGUAUCUAUUCAGCUAUUGUUUUGUUUCUCCUUUCUGUGAAAGUUGGUGUAUUCGUAGAUAGUGUGCAUUGGGACUGGACGUUCUUGCUUAUCUACAUCUUUCUAACACUAUGGGCCUGUUUUACUAAGACAUAUCUUAUACUGAGAGGUGACUGAUAUACCCUAAUCGUAGUAUCAACACAGGUUAAACUGUAUUGACGCACUGGAAAUACCAUAACAGGGAAUCCUAUGAGAAUGGUCCCUGGAUCUUGUUGUCUUAUCAGUGUUUUCACUGUUUUGGAGUCUGAGACUGUGGAAAAGUUGUGGAGGAAGGCUUUGGGAACUAAUUUGUUAGCAGUGUCACACGCCUUCUCCUGCUGUUAGGACAGGGAAAAAAGCCAGGCACUGGGGAGAGGAAUGAGGCCAGCUAGCCAGUGGUAGAGAUGGACACCUUAUCCUGACCAUACCGAGAUUAGCAAUUCUGUACUUGGAAAAGCAGAAUACCCCUAUUCUAAGCAGGAAAGUUGACUUAUUGGCUUUGCCAAGGCUGGUCAGUGGUCACACACCCUUUCCAUGGGGGUCCGCUAUGGCUCGUGCACUGGUUGGCACUGCUCACUACCCUCUGCCCCCCUAUCAGUGGUUUUCCCCUUGGUCGCGCCGGGCCCUGCUGAGUGACGUUGGGUGGGGACGGCGGUGGCUAAAAUAGCGAUGGGUCUGUUUGCCUGUUUAACAAAAUGCUUUUCCUUCCUCUGGCUGGCGGGGGUCUGUUUACUGGGACGUCCCCCUCGGGACGGGAACACCCCAGACUGGGGGUCUCAACCUGACAGAACUGCCCGCUCCGCACUAUAAUAAUAAUAUGCCAUUUAGCAGACGCUUUUAUCCAAAGCGACUUACAGUCAUGCGUGCCUACACUAGACCCCACUGGGAGUCCCCUUUAUCUAGAGAAGCACUCUGUGGCGGACAAACGUGGGAAAACAGUUCACUAUCAGCAGACACUGAAUCAAAAUACUUUGUGUGUUGUUUUUGUUGAGGGUCUGUGUUUAUGUCCAAUUCAUUGGUGUGAGUGAUUCCAUCUCCUGAGUAUCUUGGAGCUUUAAGAUGACUAGCUAUAUACAGUGAGGGAAAAAAGUAUUUGAUCCCCUGCUGAUUUUGUACGUUUGCCCACUGACAAAGACAUGAUCAGUCUAUAAUUUUAAUGGUAGGUUUAUUUGAACAGUGAGAGACAGAAUAACAACAAACAAAUCCAGAAAAACGCAUGUCAGAAAUGUUAUAAAUUGAUUUGCAUUUUAAUGAGGGAAAUAAGUAUUUGACCCCCUCUCAAUCAGAAAGAUUUCUGGCACCCAGGUGUCUUUUAUACAGGUAACGAGCUGAGAUUAGGAGCACACUCUUAAAGGGAGUGCUCCUAUCUCAGCUUGUUACCUGUAUAAAAGACACCUGUCCACAGAAGCAAUCAAUCAAUCAGAUUCCAAACUCUCCACCAUGGCCAAGACCAAAGAGCUCUCCAAGCAUGUCAGGGACAAGAUUGUAGACCUACACAAGGCUGGAAUGGGCUACAAGACCAUCGCCAAGCAGCUUGGUGAGAAGGUGACAACAGUUGGUGCGAUUAUUCGCAAAUGGAAGAAACACAAAAUAACUGUCAAUCUCCCUCGGCCUGGGGCUCCAUGCAAGAUCUCACCUCGUGGAGUUGCAAUGAUCAUGAGAACGGUGAGGAAUCAGCCCAGAACUACACGGAAGGAUCUUGUCAAUGAUCUCAAGUCACCAAGAAAACAAUUGGUAACAUACUACGCCGUGAAGGACUGAAAAGAAGAAGCACAUUAAGGUCCUGGAGUGGCCUAGCCAGUCUCCAGACCUUAAUCCCAUAGAAAAUCUGUGGAGGCAGCUGAAGGUUCGAGUUGCCAAACGUCAGCCUCGAAACCUUAAUGACUUGGAGAAGCUCUGCAAAGAGGAGUGGGACAAAAUCCCUCCUGAGAUGUGUGCAAACCUGGUGGUCAACUACAAGAAACGUCUGACCUCUGUGAUUGCCAACAAGGGUUUUGCCACCAAGUACUAAGUCAUGUUUUGCAGAGGGGUCAAAUACUUAUUUCCCUCAUUAAAAUGCAACUCAAUUUAUAACAUUUUUUACAUGCAUUUUUCAGGAUUUUUGUUUUGUUAUUCUGUCUCUCACUGUUCAAAUAAACCUACCAUUAAAAUUAUAGACUGAUCAUGUCUUUGUCAGUGGGCAAACGUACAAAAUCAGCAGGGGAUCAAAUACUUUUUUCCCUCACUGUAGAACUGUUUUUAUUGCACUAUUCUCUUACUAUGGAGAUGUAUUUUUUGCCUCAGUGAGCAGAUUCAUGCCACUACCAAGUGUAUGAAUUCACUAGAUAAUGUGCUUUGGUACAAGAUCACACAGGCUUGUUUUAUAGGACUUUUUUCAUACAGAAUGUUUGAUCAGUCAGAGCAUUGACGUUGAGUUCUUUCUUCAGUGUUCACCAUCCGAAGUGUCACCCUGACUCUCGAGCCCAGCAAAACCGUCUCCCGGGGUACCAUCGUGACGGUACGCUGCCAGGCCUUAGUCAGCAGCUCUGGGUUCCUGAACCGUGAAUACACCAUCUACAAGGACAACACCGUGGUGUACACUAAGAACACCACCACCACCGAGGAUCUACUCUACUCUCUGCGCAUGGCCAGAGUGGCCAACACUGGGAAGUACAAAUGCAAGGUGAACAUACAGGGCAAGGAGCUAAGCAGCAACUCUGAGAAACUGACUGUGACAGGUUAGUGCUCCUCUCUGUUAUAGACUGAAAAGCUCGCAAGUUAAGCAUUUCACUGUACUGUUUUACACCUGCUGUAUCCUGCACAUGUGACAAUAAAAAUACUGGUCUCCUGUGUGAAUGUAGUCUCCUGUAACUCUGUGUGCCUAUGGCAUGUGUUUUAUCUGUGCAUGUCUGCGUGCCUUCACUCAUACUCGUGUCCAUCCAGGCCUGCAGACGCCAGUCCUCAGCAUCGACAAGCGUGUGUUCAGCGAGGGAGAGGAGGUGACCGUUUGGUGUACGGCCCCUGAGGAGUCCGGCACUAUUGUCUUCUACUUCUAUGAGGACUCCAAGGACCUCCAUGAGCAGAUGGUCAACACCAACCAUGUGUGUUAAUAUUGAGUGUGCUUGCUAAGGUUUUUUACCCCACUACAACUUAUUUCCCAAACAUACAGCUCCAGUCAAAAGUUUGGACACACCUACUCAUUCAACAGGUUUUUCUUUAUUUUUACUAGUUUCUACCUUGUAGAAUAAUAGUGAAGACAUCAAAACUAUGAAAUAACACAUAUGGAAUCAUGAAGUAACAAAAAAAGUGUUAAACAAAUCAAAAUAUAUGUUAGAUUCUUCAACGUAGCCAGCCUUUGCCUUGAUGACAGCUUUGCACACUCUUGGCAUUCUCUCAUCCAGCUUCACCUGGAAUGCUUUUCCAACAGUCUUGAAGGAGUUCCCACAUACGCUGAGCACUUGUUGGGUGCUUUUCCUUCACUCUGCGGUCCAACUCAUCCCAAACCAUCUAAAUUGGGUUGAGGUCGGGUGAUUGUGGAGGCCAGGUCAUCUGAUGCAGCACUCCAUCACUCUCCUUCUUGGUCAAAUAGCCCUUACACAGCCUGGAGGUGUGUUGGGUCAUUGUCCUGAUGAAAAACAAAUGAUAGUCCCACUAAGCCCAAACCAGAUGGGAUGGCGUAUCACUGCAGAAUGCUCUGGUAGCCAUGCUGGUUAAGUGUGCCUUGAAUUCUAAAUAAAUCACAGACAUUGUCACCAGCAAAGCACCAUCACACCUCCUCCAUGCUUCACAAUGGGAACCACACACGCGGAGAUCAUCCGUUCACCUACUCUGCGUCUCACAAAGACACGGCGGUUGGAACUAAAAAUCUCAAAUUUGGACUCAUCAGACCAAAGGACAGAUUUCCACCGGUCUCAUGUCCAUUACUCGUGUUUCUCUUCUUGUUAUUGGUGUCCUUUAGUAGUGGUUUCUUUGCAGCAAUUCGACCAUGAAGGCCUGAUUCACGCAGUCUCCUCUGAACAGUUGAUGUUGAUGUGUCUGUUACUUGAACUCUGUGAAGCAUUUAUUUGGGCUGCAAUUUCUGAGGCUGGUAACUCUAAUGAACUUAUCCUCUGCAGCAGAGGUAACUCUGGGUCUUCCUUUCCUGUGGCGGUCCUCGUGAGAGCCAUUUUCAUCAUAGCGCUUGAUGGUUUUUGCGACUUUCAAAGUUCUUGACAUUUUCCGGAUUGACUGACCUCAUGUCUUAAAGUAAAGAUGGACUGUCAUUUCACUUUGCUUAUUUGAGCUGUUCUUGCCAUAAUAUGGACUUGGUCUUUUACCAAAUAGGGAUAUCUUCUGUAUACCCCCCCCAACACAACUGAUUGGCACAAACGUAUUAAGAAGGAAAUAAAUUCCACAAAUUAACUUUUAAGAAGGCACACCCGUUAAUUGAAAUGCAUUCCAGGUGACUACCUCAUGAAGCUGGUUGAGAGAAUGCCAAGAGUGUGCAAAGCUGUCAUCAAGGCAAAGGGUGGCUACUUUGAAGAAUAUCAUAUAAAAUAUAUUUUGAUUUGUUUAACACUUUUUUGGUUACUACAUGAUUCCAUGUGUUAUUUCAUAGUUGUGUCCAAACUUUUGGCUGGUACUGUUACUUUAGGAAAUGUCCUUUUGUAGUUAACAUUGUUAUAUUAUUAUGACCAACCAGGUGGAGACUAGGCUGCGGUUCAACCACGCUGGCGACCGCAAGCUACACUGUGACUACAGGGUCAUACUGCUGCCAGACUCGGUACGAUCCAAUGCCAGCAACAAUGUGGCGGUCACUGUAAAUGGUGGGUGAACAUCUAGGGCCGGUUUCCAAGUCACAGGUUAAGCCUAGUCUUGGACUGAAACACACUUUCAGUGGAGAUUCUCAUUCGAAAUAUAUUUUUUGUCCAGGACCACAUUUAAUCUGUGUCUGGGAAACUAGCCCCUACUGUUCUCAAUCUCAAUUAAUCUCUAAUCAUUUUAACCAUGUCCUAAACUUCAUAGAACGUGUCUGGGAAAAGUCUCUCGGUUUCAACCUUAUGCUUCCAGACCAAUUUUCCUAUUUUUGUCCUCCAGAGCUGUUCAUCACACCUGUAAUCUCUGUCCGACCACACGGAUCAAAGAUCAUCGAAGGGGACAAUCUGGACAUCUCCUGCAGUGUCAGUGGUAACCUACAGAACAGCUCUGGGCUCAAAGUCUACCUGAGCAAGGGACUGAAUCUGCUGAGUACUGGUCAGAGUAAAGCCAACCACAGCAUGAGAGCCCUGGCCGAGCACUCUGGGGAGUUUGAAUGCAGUUUGGAGAUGGGAAAUGUAGUCAAGCGAGCAACGAAAAACGUGACGAUUACAGGUGAGUGAAUGGAUUUAUAACUAAUCUGAAAUGUAGAAUGUGGUGUUAGCUGUUGAAAAAAGCUUAUCAAAAAGCUAUUAUCUGCUCUAUCAGUUUAUAAACCAAGCUAGGGUAAAAACAUUCUGGUGAUCUUUUCCUCAAAUUCCUAGGUUUUCCAAAAAUCCUGGUUGGAAGAUUCCUGGAAUCAGGAGGGAAUAAACAGGAAAUCCAGAAUCCUCCAACCAGGAUUUCUGGAAAAACCUGGCCAUUUUGGGAAAAGUGCCUGGAAUUUUCCAACCCUAUUCACAGCUAUUACCUUUUUUUGUUAUCAACCUAUGACGCUUAUCAAUGUUGAUCACAACAUUUCUCGUGAAUGUUCUUACAUGUACUCAGCCUCCAAGAGUGUGAGUAAUCAAUGUUUUACCCAACAGAACUGUUUUCCCAGCCAGUCCUGACCAUAUAUCCGACAGAGGUGUUUGAAAGGGAGAAACUCACGUUAACCUGCAAGAGUGCCAACUACUCCUCUGACAGAAUCAGCGCUCAGGAUGUGAAAUACACCAUUUACAUAGACAAUUACAACCUGACGCCAGGCAGCUUCAAUGGGAUAUAUGUUGUCCCUGUGGGGUUACGGAACCUGAGUGGGAAUUACUCAUGUAAAGCAGAUGCCAAGUUGAUCUCCAAGUACAGUGCAAAGCUGCCUGUCCAAGCAAAAGGUAUGACUACUGCACAUAAGGCUUUAUGUGUGACCCAAAGUUAGUCAAUCUCACUUGUCUUUGAAUAAAUUAAUUUAGUUAAUCGCCAGCAGCAUACCACUCUGCAUUCCACUGCUGGUUUGCUUCUGAAGCUAAGCAGGGUUGGUCCUGGUCGGUACCUGGAUGGGAGACCAGAUGCUGCUGGAAGUGGUGUUGGAGGGAUGGUAGGAGGCAUUCUUUCCUCUGGUCAAAAAAAAAUAUCCCAAUGCCACAGGGCAGUGAUUGGGGACAUUGCCCUGUGUAGGAUGCAGUCUUUCAGAUGGGAUGUUAAACAGGGUGUCCUGACUCUCUGUGGUCACUAAAGGUCCCAUGGCACUUAACGUAAGUGUAGGGGUGUUUACUCCAGUGUCCUAGCUAAAUUCCCAAUCUGGACCCUCAUACCAUCAUGGCCACCUAAUCAUCCCCAGCUUCCAAUUGGCUCAUUCAUCCCCCCUCCUGUCCCAUGUAACUAUUCCCCAAGGUCGUUGCUGUAAAUGAGAAUGUGUUCUCAGUCAACUUACCUGGUAAAAUAAGGAUAUUCAUAAGGAUAUGCUGAUAACCUGUAUGGAUAAAGUAUCUCUCACAACAAUAUGAUAUUAAAGGGGAACUCCAAUCAAGAAUGACAGUUUGGGAAAUUGUUUUAAAUUUCAACCUUGACUCAGAUACAAUCUUUGAGUUGAAGUUUAGUCAUACGUGUAGCUGCUUAGUAAUGUUGAUGAUGUCAUUGGUGAUGUCAUGGACCUCUCCACAUUAACAGUCCAUUUUGUAAUUUCAGUCACUUUCCUUGUUCUGUUCUUUCCCCAGUUCUGGUCAGUAAACCGGAUAUAACGGCCAAUGGCAGAGUGAUCGUGGGAAAGCCCUUCCAGGUGCGCUGUCACUCAGACCGAGGCAGCCUACCCAUCAAGUACACCUUGUGGAAGAAGUAUUCUGAGGUUAACUCAACCACCGUGCAGCAGCCACAUCACCAGGCCGUCUUCCCUAUCACCAUCCAGCACUACAGCGACAUACAGGAUUAUAAAUGCGAGGCGCAGAACAACCCCAAAGUCGACGCGUUGGUCAGCAACAAACUCAACACCACAGUCAUAGGUGAGCCUGUUAAAGUAUGGAAUGGUAUACAACACUGAGCACAUUCAUGCUUCAUUGGAUUGUAGCAUUAUUGGACACUUAUUAUUUAAUAAUCAGAAAUACCUUGAAGUAUCAUUACACCACCAACCUCCACACCACCUGACACUAGCCACUCCCUCUCCCAGUUCCUCUGUCCAAUCCAGGACUCACCGUCCUCCCAGACCUGUCGGAGGUCGCAGAGGGAGAUGAGAUGUACCUGAUCUGUGGGGUGGAAGGUUCCCCGCCCGUCACCUUUAAGUGGUACCGAAGAGGCAACGUCCAGCCCCUGUUCACCACCACCUCAACCCAAUCCAGCGCGUCCCACCAGAUCAAGGGAGUGGGCAAUGAGCACAGUGGCAACUACUACUGCGAGGCCAUCAACUACGCUAACAUGGUCCAGAGCCAGCUAGUCACUGUAGUUGGUGAGAGUUAUGCACACACACAUGUACAGUGAUAUGCAAGGCCCUGCUGUACUUAUCACAAUAGGUUGAGAGACAGGCAAACACCACACAGUGGGAGUCCACACACUCCACCAUAGAGACAUACAUUUCUUUACUACUCUUACUGAAUGCAGCAGUCUAGCUUCAUUUGCUUUCACAGUACCACUUGUGUAAAAACUAAAGACCCUCUGCUUUGGACCAGUAGCGACAGCUUUGUUCUUCUCACGACACUCUUCAGGGGCUGCUUCAGUGACAACUGACAAGUUUGGGUCUUUCAAUCUUUAUCUGAUCCCUCCACCCCAGUGCCUGCCAGCAAGCCUAUUAAUAAACCCCAAUGAGCUCCUCUGCUGUGGCGCUGAUUAGCAUGAGCCACGCUAAAUACCCUGCCGCUAAGCUAACCUUGGCCCGUAGCCACUCUGACAUCUAUGUCCUGUGGUGUGGUUAGCGCCGACGGCUAACGCGAGAGCACAACGUCAAUCCGGAUGCUAGUUGCGACGCGCUAGGCUCCCAUGGAACGUGACUCCUCAGCACGACAUGGCUAGCACUCAUUAGCCAGAGCAAUUAGACCCAGCCUGCUUCAGUCCCCAUAUUGGCACUACAGCAGCUACAGUGGCAAGGCAGAGGAUAGGGGGAUGAGGAGGAGAGGGGAAAUGAAGGGAACACUUAAGUUCAGACCCCAAGAGGAGGAAGCAGAUGGACGUUUGACUCUGAACUUUAAGAUUGACUUUUUCUCUCUCCCUCUUUCAACCAUCAUCCUCUGUCCUCAUCUCCACCCACCCUAACUUUCUUUUAACCUUUACCCUUUGCCUCUCACAAACACCCUGACUACCUCCCCCCUCUCCCUGCAUCUCUCUCCCUACCUCUCCCACUCUCCCUUUUCCUCCCUUCCUCUCUCUCUCUCCCUUUCUCUCUACAGUGAAGAUGGCAAUGUGGAAGAAAGGUUUGAUCGUGGCCUGCUGUCUGCUGGUGGUGGCUGUCCUGGUCCUCGGCUGCGUGCUGCGUUACAAUUCCAAGAGAGGUAGAGAGACCUACAGUCCCCCAGCAACACAGGCCUUUGCUGGUGUCUGACUAUGUAUGAACAACCUCUUCUCUCUCUCCUCCCCUUCUCUUUAUUGUAUAGGUAAAAGAGAGAACGCAGCUGAACUGUCAGUGUGAGUUGGCUUGCCUAUUUGCUUUGCUCUGAAUACAACACACAAGUAGUUUUCUGUGAUGGUGGCUAUCUAGGAUGAUAGCAUUAGCUGGCGCCAAUGGUUUUUGAUCAAUGCUUAGCACUAUGUUGACACAUACAGCACACCCAAAUGGGCCUUAAAGGGAUAGUUUACUCCAAAAUGAAAAGUUUGUCAGAUGUUUUCAGAUCUUGAAAGUGGUCUAUUGACAAGAUUCAUCCAUGUUCCAUGGUAUAUGUUAUGUAGAUCCGGCCAUAUGCCUCAAUCCCAAAUAAAUGUGAAUGAUAAGCACCAUUUCAUUUUAGGUGUGAUCUGAAAACAUUUAACAACCUUUGAUUUUAUAAUGAAUUAACUAUCCCUUUAAUAAGCUUUAAGGGUCCUAGAAUUAAGAAAUUAUCUCUCGUUGUGUCACUGCCAACGUUGACUUUAUUUUCACAAUUUCUCAGAAAGCCUUCGAGCCCUAAAUCAGAUGACUCUCUAACAGUGAGUCUUACCCACAGCACUAUGGAGGUUUAUAACCCUCCCAAAGGUAGCCUGUUUUCCUACUCUCUCCUCUGUGUUCCGUCUUGACCUAUCGUCAUGCUUCAAACCAUAACAGACAUUUAACUGCCUGCGUCUGUCUCACGCCCCAUUCGUGUGUUCCAUUUCAUGCUAGCUGUUAGCAUGCUAGCUGCUUGUAGCAUGUUGGUUGUCAGAAGUUGUCAUCCUAAUGUCAGUCCAUACCAUGACACCUGUACUGUGUGCAUGUAGGGGUCUCUGAGGUGACCUUAGGUGACUUUGUUUUCUUAACUCUCUGCAUCUCCUCUGCUCAUAUUUUCCUGUUAGAGGAACAAAAAUGCAUUGUCUUAUCGUCCAGCUGUAGACAUCCUGUGUAACUUGGAAUGCAUGAGAGAGGACAUGGCAGAGAAGCUUGCAGUGUGUGUGUGUUUAGACAGGAAAAGUAGCUUAGUUCCUUAUAUACAAAUCGAUGCAGGUCUUAACAAUUGAUGUUUUACUCCAGCAAACAUGCCUCAUUAGAUGUGCAGAUUAUGCAGUGGUUUGCAAGAUGUAGCUAGCUACAGGGUAGCUGUGUUCAGUAGUGAUUGUGUUGGGUGUUGAGUAUUUGUUGAGAGUGGCCAUAUCAUCUUAUUACAGACGCAGUGCCAACCUUUGACGGCAUGGAGGGGAGAGCGACCAAUGGGACGCGAGAUAGUGUGGCAUCACUUCCUGCUGACAUCAGCAACAGGAGCAGCUACAGUCUCCCAGCAACAGUGUAGAGAAACCCCACAGAGGGAGGGACUUUUUUGGUUUGAACCAAAAAAUAACAAACAUUUUGCACCACUUGGUUGAAUAAAGGGGUAUAUGGGACGAAAAACCAAGGAUAACAACAUUUGGAACAGUGGCUCAAACAAACAAAAUUCCCACAGACUUUUUAGAGAGGGAAGAAUGGCCAAAAUGUCUUCCUUUGAGAAAUAUUGUCUUCUUUGUUAUGUGUUGUAGAUGUCAUUUCAAAGGGUACAGGUGUAGUGGACACAAGAUGGCCGACACCAAGGGGCUUGUUGCCAACAUCAGUCCCAGUGACAGACAGUUGAACUGGCCCCAUUGCUCCCUCUCCUCUCCUGCUGCUGUCUGGAAGAGCUGUACUUUCCUGUCAUUAUCAACAUACUGUCUUUGUCCUGUGUUCUCACCUCACUGUGUCUGUCCUGUCUGUCUCCCUGUCUGACUGCAUGUCUAUCGAAUUGUCUGUUUGUCCAAAAACAAUGUGUGCAUGUCUAAAUGCAUAGAUCUGAUGCUGUAUAUACACUAGACUAGAGGAUCAUCAAUAGAAAUGUGUGUAUGUAUAUUUGGGUUGGUUAAUUGAUUGAUUUUGAAGAAGCACUUCUAGAAUAAAAAGUUGGUUUUAUUUAGCAAUGUGUCAAUACCGUGCAUUUUCUUUUCAUAGAUACCAAUGAAUUUCUAUAAUGCUGUGUAGCUGCACUGAGUGUACUAAACAUUAGUGACACCUGCUAUUUCCAUGACAUAGACUGACCAGGUGAAUCCAGGUGAAAGCUAUGAUCCCUUAUUGAUGUCACUUGUUAAAUCCACUUCAAUCAGUGUAGAUGAAGGGGAGGAGACAGGUUAAAGAAGGAUUUCUAAGCCUUGAGACAAUUGAGACAUGGAUUGUGCAUGUGUGCCAUUCAGAGGGUGAAUGGGCAAGACAAAAGAUUUGAGUGCCUUUGAACGGGGUAUGGUAGUAGGUGCCAGGCACACCGGUUUGUCAAGAAAUGCAACGCUGCUGGGUUUUUCACGCGCAAUAGUUUUCCGUGUGUAUCAAGAAUGGUCCACCACCCAAAGGACAUCCAGCCAACUUGACACAACUGUGGGAAACAUUUGAGUCAACUUGGGCCGCAAAUCCCUGUGGAACGCUUUCGACACCAUGUAGAGUCCAUGCCCCGACGAAUUGAGGCUGUUCUGAGGGCAAAAGGGGGUGCAUCUCAAUAUUAGGAAGCUGUUCUUAAUGUUUUCUACAUUCAGUGUAUAUUAGUAUCUUAAUAUGUUGGCUAAAGUACAUUAAGACGCAACACCCCUAAAGGAGUGUACUAGCUAAGGUUGCCUUGCUGGAAUACUGAAACAAUAGCGUCUGUGUGGAAUUUCCUAUGUUGGCACCAUCCAUUUAUAAAAGGGGGUUUGUUAAAUAGUGGACUUUGGGGCAGACUGUUUGUUUCAGGCCAGUCGAGUUUGAAUGCAGGCAGCAGGUGGAGGAAAUGAAUCACUUAGGCCCAGUCUGAGGUUCGAUAGAAUCUGGGAUUGCAUUAACGAAUGGGAAGUUGUAAUGGGAAGUUGUUUUUGCAGGGAGCUAUUGUGUUCCUGUUGUUUACCAAACAGUAGCCAGUGUGCAUAAGGCACCGGAACAGCUCUGUGGAAAUCAACAUGGAGUCCUGAUAUCCACUCCUCCUUUGUUACAGUAUGUUCUCAUACGGUCUCUAAUCAAUUCAAUAAAAAAUGUAAAGUGGGGGAAUUCACUAUUUUAAAUUCUUUCAAGCGUUGGAAUAAUAUUGUAACUUGUGAAACAAUAGACAUAACUGUCUACUAAAUGUUUUACCUCGCCUCGGAACUUUCCGGUUGGCGGUUUUAAUUUAAUAGGGCCCCUAAGUCUCAAUCUCCUGUUACCCCUAACAGUCAUUUGACUUCACUGGGCAGUAACUUCACUGGGAAUCUUGGAUCAUUAGAUCUCCUAGCUUGUGUCGGGGAGCAUUGCUUUAUGUCUGUGUGUAUCUGUGUGUUUGUGUCUUGCAGUGGGAGUGGACGCUGCUCUAAGUGUCUGGAGCGAGAGGCCGGUAGACCCAGGUGAGACCAACUGAGUACAUCCAUAGAGGGUUCAUAAAGAGUGUUAUAACCUAAGUUGCUUAUAGAUUUCAAGUUGUGUUGUCUAAAAUCUGCCUCUGUCUUCUUGGGCUGUUUUGUGUGAUGGAAUGUAUGUGUAUCUUGUCCUGGUGCAGGCAGUGAUGUGGAGAGCAGUGCAGCGUCUAAUAAUGAGCCUGAUGUGGAGUACACUGAAGUGGUGCACCGCCAGCCUGUGGACCCUGCCAGAGGUCACACACUCUCUCACUCACACACACACACCAGUUUUUCACUCCGGCUAUAAAGGUUAUUCCCUUUAUCUAGCGCCCCUUUUCUACAACAGCUCUCCCUCUCAUCGUCCUUUCUCUACCUUUUCCCUCUCUCAUUCUCUCCCUUUACUCAUAUCAAAUCAUCACAAGAGGGUUUGCUUUGCCGACAUUAUUUCAGCUGAUAAGACAGCGCCAUUUCCUGGGGGGGGAGGGGGGUCUAAUUGGCCACAAUUAAGGUGUCUCCACAGUAACCGUUGGUGAUAACCAUGGUGAUCAGGCUUCAAGAAACAUCUCCUGGCGAAUAAACAGGAAGGGCUGAACUAAUUGCCAGGCUACUCUCUACGAUACCAACCCCCUCCAUUAGUAUACACUGUUGGCCCCCAUGGGUUUGCUAUGGCAGUUGGUUGGGCAUAUCCUUAGGCAUGGGCUCAACUUUGGUUUUAGAAGUGGAGGGGGACACACAUAUAAAUGUAUAUAUAUAAUACCAGUCAAAAGUUUGGACACACCUACUCAUUCCAGGGUUUUUCUCUAUUUUUACCAUUUUCUACAUUGUAGAAUAAUAGUGAAGACAUCAAAACUAUUAAAUAACACAUAUGGAAUCAUGUAGUAACCAAAACAAAUUUUAACAACAUUUUAUAUUUGAGAUUCUUCAAAUAGCCACCCUUUGCCUUGACAGCUUUGCACACUCUUGGAAUUCUCUCAACCAGCUUCAUUAGGUAGUCACCUGGAAUGCAUUUCAAUUAACAGGUGUGCCUUCUUAAAAGUUAAUUUGUGGAAUUUCUUUCCUUCUUAAUGCGUUUGAGCCAAUCAGUUGUGUUGUGAAAAGGUAGGUGGGGUAUACAGAAGAUAGCCCUAUUUGGUAAAAGACCAAGUCCAUAUUAUGGCAAGAACAGCUCAAAUAAGCAAAGAGAAAUGACAGUCCACCAUUACUUUAAGAAAUGAAGGUCAGUCAAUACGGAAAAUGUCAAGAACUUUGAAAGUUUCUUCAAGUACAAUCGCAAAAACCAUCAAACGCUAUGAUGAAGCUGGCUCUCAUGAGGACCACCACAGGAAUGGAAGACCCAGAGUUACCUCUGCUGCAGAGGAUAAGUUCAUUAGAGUUACCAGCCUCAGAAAUUGCAUUCCAAAUAAAUGCUUCACAGAGUUCAAGUCACAGACGCAUCUCAACAUCAACUGUUCAGAGGAGACUGCGUGAAUCAGGCCUUCAUGGUCGAAUUGCUGCAAAGAAACCACUACUAAAGGACACCAAUAACAAGAAGAGAAACACGAAUAAUGGACAUUAGACCGGUGGAAAUUUGUCCUUUGGUCUGGAGUCCAAAUUUGAGAUUUUUUAUUCCAACCGCUGUGUCUUUGUGAGACGCGGUGUGGGUGAACGGAUGAUCUCCGCAUGCAAUACUCCAUCACUCUCCUUCUUGGUAAAAUAGCUCUUACACAGCCUGGAGGUGUGUUGGGUCAUUGUCCUGUUGAAAAACAAAUGAUAGUCCCACUAAGCCCAAACCAGAUGGGAUGGUGUAUCGCUGCCGAAUGCUGUGGUAGCCAUGCUGGUUAAGUGUGCCUUGAAUUAAAAAAAAAUCACAUAGUGUCACCAGCAAAGCACCCCCACACCAUAACACCUCCUCAUCCAUGCUUUACGGUGGGAACUACACCGCGGCGGUUGGAACCAAAAAUCUCCAAUUUGGACUCCAGACCAAAGGACACAUUUCCACUGAUCUAAUGUCCAUUGCUCGUGUUUCUUGGCCCAAGCAGGUCUUCUUCUUAUUGGUGUCCUUUAGUAGUGGUUUCUUUGCAGUAAUUCGACCAUGACCAGUCUCCUCUGAACAGUUGAUGUUGAGAUGUGUCUGUGACUUGAACUCUGUGAAGCAUUUUUUUGGGCUGCAAUUUUUGAGGCUGAUAACUCUAAUGAACUUAUCCUCUGCAGCAGAGGUAACUCUGGGUCUUCCAUUCCUGUGGCGGUCCUCAUGAGAGCCAGUUUCAUCAUAGCACUUGAUGGUUUUUGCGACUGCACUUGAAGAAACUUUCAAAGUUCUUGAAAUGUUCCGUAUUGACUGACCUUCAUGUCUUAAAGUAAUGAUGGACUGUCGUUUCUCUUUGCUUAUUUGAGCUGUUCUUGCCAUAAUAUGGACUUGGUCUUUUACCAAAUAGGGCUAUCUUCUGUAUACCACCCCUACCUUGUCACAACACAACUGAUUGGCUCAAACGCAUUAAGAAGGAAAGAAAUUCCACAAAUUAACUUUUAAGAAGGUACACCUGUUAAUUGAAAUGCAUUCCAGGUGACUACCUCAUGAAGCUGGUUGAGAGAAUGCCAAGAGUGUGCAAAGCUGUCAAGGCAAAGGGUGGCUAUUUGAAGAAUCUCAAAUAUAAAAUAUAUUUUGAUUUGUUUAACACUUUUUUUGGUUACUACAUGAUUCCAUAUGUGUUAUUUCAUAGUUUUGAUGUCUUCACUAUUAUUCUACAAUGUAAAAAUAAAGAAAACCCUUGAAUGAGUAGAUGUGUCCAAACUUUUGACUGGUAGUGUAUAUAAUAUAUAUUAUCCAGUCGGAUAAACACUCCAAACAGCCUACCCGCCGCUCGGAGGCGUCCGCAUGGUCUUAAAGCACACCAUUGCCUUGUUUUGUAUCACAUUCUAAUGAUAAAACUGGGGGGGACAAAAAUGCAAUUUCAGAAUGUGGGGGGGACACGUACCCUUCCACAGUGAAAGUUGCGCCCCUUUCUUUAAGUAUCCAGUACAAUGAUUUGCCAAGAGAUGGAGCAUCUGCUAAGAGACAAACAAGUAAAUGUGUAACAGUUGUAAUGAAGGUAUAUAGUUUGAUGGUGGUUAUAUAAUGUGUGUGUGCCCAUGAGCAAUGUUUAAGUGAUACAAGUGUGAAACAUUGUGACAUUAUUUUGUUUCUAUGUUUUGCAGUUCCCCUGAGAAAAGGCACAGAAACUGUGUACAGUGAAGUCCAGAACUCCCCAACAGGUGAGUCUAACACCCUGUAAAUAUGGAUUACAUUUCUAAAGUUCUUUAAACUAGGUCUCAAAAAACACUUGACAUUGCAUGGAGCUAACUCAACCCAUCCACCACCAAUGAGUAAAAGGAGGUGGAAGGUGAUGUAUUCAUUAUUGAAUCCAGAACUGCCGGACCAGCGUGGUCUGUAUGAAGGUGACUAUUUCCUCUUGCUGCUAGCAGGAAGUUCCUGUUUUUAGAACGUGAUCCAAGUUGAAUUUGUUAGUGAAGCAGUCCAUGAGAAAAUGUACCGUUAUUAACCCAAAUUUUACAUAAAACAUGUAACGUACCUUUCGUUUGUAACUCUCAUCACUGGUGAAUUGGUGAGUGUUAUGGAUAAGGGUGGAUGUUUAGGAAGAGGGCAGGGACUGCACUUAAUGCUUUCUGGCAUAGUUAUACCCCUGUUGUGGUACAACAAUGGGCCCUGCUUCAAGGGAACCAAUGAGUCAGCAACUAGGCCUGGUCAUCAUAACUGUCAAAUUAGUCAUCAUGAUGAAUAAAUUCAGAGAAUAUUACAUUAUUAUUCAAUGACCUCAGAAUGUGGUCAAAUCAAUGGGUCAAAUGAAAGAGGAACAGGAGGGUGAUCUGCACAUCCUGAACUUGAGAAUACUGGUGCUGGGCUAAAAAAGAAUACACAUAAAGGAAUGAGAGGCCCUUUAACGCACUGGGGAGUAGUAAUAGUUCUCUCAUUCCUUUAUCAAAUGAAAGAGUACACACACAGAGACGCAGGUCAUACAGUAUAAUGUCAUCUCUGUAAUGGACUAGUGGUUGUCCUUCCUCCCUGAUCCUGUGUCUUGUUUUCCAGGUGCACCUGGUGACCAUUAUGACUAUGUAAGUACAGCUUGGGUCUCAGUGUCUUACAUUUUGCUGGCUGUGACUGUGAGGCACAGUGAAAGCUAACACACUCAGUAACCACAGCUGACCUUUCCUCCAGCUGACAAAAAGGGUGAGGAGUGACAGAAUCAAGGCCACAGGGCACACCUCCCCCUCCUUCCCUCUAUCCCUCUUUCCCCCUCCUUCCCUCUCUCCCACUUUCCCUCCCUCCUUCCCUCUCCCAACCAGCCCCAGUCACUCUGUGGGCUGAGGCUCUUGGAUAGUAGUAAUUUCACUGUGCAGGAGAGGGAAGCUGCGGUCAGAGUUUCCAGACAAGAACAAAGGGAAUUUGGGCUGGGGCUUCCUUCCCUAUCGCCCAGUGAGAUCAGCAGCCAAAGGCCCAGUCAAAUUAUACCUCCAUGCACAGCUCAACCUCAACCGCCACACUGUCCUCCUCUGGUUCCUCACCAAGGCCCUUCAGUGAUUUACAGAUGGAUCAUUACAGUCCACACUGUUUGCCCUUACUUGGAGCUGAGGAACUAAGGCCGGGUUAUCUGUUUAGAGGGGAAUUUGACAUAAUGAGUCUAGUCAGGAUGUGACAUGAUGGUCUAAACUUAAGACAGUUAAUUCACUCCUUGAUGGAAAAGGAGGAGCAGCCAAGGUUGUGGUGAGGUGGUUUUAAUGAUAAAGGAAUUUCAUUGUGUGUUUUUGAAUGUGUGCAGCUGCCCCUGGAGAAUAUUGUUUUGUAUUCUGUGAAGCCUUGGUGAAAUACAGUGUAGUAUUCUGUGAGGAACACAUUUGUUGAUGGAUUUUCACCUGCCUUGAGAGAAUCAGAUUGUGUUAAAAUGGGAUGUGUGAUGGUAUAGAAUGGUGCUGUCACAGUUUUCAUUUUGGGUUGCGUUAUGGUGUUGACUUGUCUGUGUGUGAUGGUGUUGAAGUUAGAUACGGUUUUGACUUUCGUUGUGACAGUGUUGACAUAAUUGACAGUGUUGAGCAGGACAGUGUGUCAAUAUUCAGUGGGAUCUCUGUUGUCUCAGCAGGGUUCAGUGGAGUACGCCGAUCUCAACGGUGACCAACCGGAGGUCAACCAGGCCCUGCUGGAGGUAAAUCACCAGGACAACAAUGACCUCCCAGUGCCUGUGGAGUAA
Molecule: messenger RNA, 17785 nt
Organism: Coregonus sp. 'balchen'
Lineage: Eukaryota; Metazoa; Chordata; Actinopteri; Salmoniformes; Salmonidae
Source: the annotation of a GenBank genome assembly